GUCACGUGUUCGUGACAUCACCCGAGGCCUGUUAGCAACUUAGGACUAGCAGCGUCCUUAGUGAGGGUUGCAGGCAUUUCGUUUGGGUCUGUCCGCGAGGAGAACACAUACGGGAAAUUUUCAUGGCGGACUCUAGAAUGCCGGUGUCACCAAAUUCUUCAGCAGCGGUUACACGCAGUCAACAGAAAUACCACAAUAAAGCAUUUAAGGAUUUAUUGAAAGUUAUACAGGAUAGCGGGUGGAGUGAUAAUAGGAGUACUGAUUCUUCUGAUUCAAGUGAGCUUGAAACUGACGAGGAACAGCAAGCAGUGAACAAAAUCCAAGAUAUCAGUGCUCACCAAUAUACCAAUACAGAUGUCACAUUGCCAUCUCAUUUGGUGGCAAACACAUGCACUGAACCACCUGUGGAAGCAAGCACCAAUGGAAAACAUAACUUAAGAAAAUCAAAAAGCAGUUUUAUCAGGGGUGCAAAGCCUCUUCCUCCUGAAGUUGCUGAUAUCUAUGAUGAAUUAUGUGGAAUUUACCAGAAACUUCAGCAAGAAAGAUUGUCGCAGCAAGAGUAUUCACUGCAGCUGAAAAAAAGGGAGAAAUGUUUACAGCAAAAGGAAGAAAUGCUUUUCAAACAUCAAACUACACUGAGCAAAAUUAAAGGAUUUGAGGAAAUAUUUCAUGCCAAACUUCGAAUAAUGAAAGAGCAACAUAAUGUAGAAAUGAAGCAGCUAUCUGAUACCCUGAGAGAGAAGACAAAAGAAAACAAGAGGCUCAAAUCCUCCUUUGACACAUUAAAAGAAAUGAACGAUGCCUUAAAGAAACAGCUAAAUGAAGUAAGUGAGCAGAACAAGCAACUGGAAAUGCAAGCGAGGAAAGUCCAGGCUCGUUUAGAAAACUUACAAAGAAAGCAAACAUUUCAAGCAGCUCAGAAAUGCAAAGAGGUACCUCAUGCAACACAGAGCAUAAAACCCCCCAAAAAAGAGAAGGCUAAUAUUUCUAUGAAACUUAAGGUCCCUCAUAAUGUUCAAGUAUAUGAGCUUUUAACUGUGUUAAUGGACUGGAUCUCUGAUGUGGAGAUUAGCAAUCCUAAAUCAGAAGAGAAUGGAAGCAGGGGGAAAUCAUUAUGCAUAAAUCAAUUGCCCGCAAACUAUGUUCAAGAAAAGUGUGCCAAGAUUCUUCCUGUUGUGGUAGAACAGUUCCAGUCGGCACCUUUGCUCAGUCCAAAGCUACACUUUUCACUUAUUAAAUUUGCUUAUUGGAUUUUAAGGCAGCUAGGAAAGGGAACACAGUUGACUAUGGCUUCAACCCUACGAAGACUCGGUGAAGAAGCAUACAAAGGAGUGACCUAUAAACCCAAUGAGGAGACCCUUGAUGAAAGAGCCACAGACAACAAAAUGAAACAUGCAGCAUUCUAUAAAAGCAGUAACUUACCACUGAGAUUCUUAUCAACUUUAGUUGUUCUUAAAACUGUUACUCAAGUGGACUACAUUGCGCAAGCUUUGGAUACGCUCUGUAUGGAUUUGAAAACCGAUGAAGGUAGAGAGCUGUUUCUUCAGUAUGAUGCAGUGGAAAUUGUUUUAAAGUUAUUACAUUUGCCAAAUAGAUGUCUAGUUUCCAGCGUGCUCGAUAUCUUACUUCAGCUGUCAAUGGAACUGAGAUUUUUGGAGCCUUUGGUGGAAAACUGUAGCAAUGAGGCAUUUUUUAAGAACUGUGCUGCAAUACUGCGGGAUCCUAAAUCUGACUUGCCAAUUCUGGAAAAGCUGAGUGUCACCCUCCAGAAACUCUCCAAAGUCAAGAGCAAUAAAAAAUACUUUGAGCUCUUCAACAUUCCUCAACAAAUUCAAGAAAUGCAGAGGAAUGCCAAUUCAGACCAUGCCUUCCUGGUAAUCAAUCUGAACUCUAUUCUGUUCCAUCUGGGCUAUACAAAAGGCAGCACUUUUCCCUCUGGUGCCAAUACCAGUUAUUAACUGCUAUUAGCAGAUCUCUUUUCCAGUCAUGUUCAAAUCUGUGCUGUGAGUGAGUGGUUUCCAGUCGUGUUCAAAUAUGUGCUGUGAGUGGUAUUUGAUGCAGUUCUUCACUUGUUAGAAAUGUGGUUUGUUCCUGGGCUUUUGGAAUAUUAUGUUCUUGCAGAAAAAGGCAUCUUUUAGAAUGUUAUAGGUGACACUAUUCUAAGCAACUUUCAGCUGGUCGUAAAUGUUCUAUAGUUUCCAGACCAUUAGCCUUCCUAUUCUGCCUCUUUCAAGUCUCAAAGUGAAUAUGCUCUCUCUUUUUACUUGACUUUAAAUGUUAUUCUUAUAUUUUAUUGCUUACCUUUCUCUUCAAUCCCUCUACGGUUCAUCUUUCAUUGUGACAUCCAAACUGCUGCCUGGUUGAUAUGGCCAUUUAGGCCUAGCAACAGAAUAAGAAAUUAAUUCAGAAAACAUGAAGAUCGUUUCUGUUUUAAAAUUACACUGUCUACAUCAUAAAUAAGGUUCAUUUUAAGAUGAGCUGCCUCUUUAAUUUGUCAAUAUUUUUCAGUGUUGUUUUAGUGCUGGUGGACGUUGCCCCUUUUAAAGUUGUGUAUAGAAUAUGUACAUUAUUUUAUGUUUUAUAUUAUUUAUCAAUAAAAUAUGUAUAUUAUAUUACUA
Messenger RNA from Xenopus laevis (African clawed frog), 2618 nucleotides. It is a transcript of the gene ccdc138.L, whose product is annotated as coiled-coil domain containing 138 L homeolog. Lineage: Eukaryota; Metazoa; Chordata; Amphibia; Anura; Pipidae. The record is from RefSeq and is marked provisional.